Messenger RNA from Penicillium canariense, 831 nucleotides. RefSeq lists its product as uncharacterized. Bases 1 to 831 code for a protein of 276 amino acids. The transcript has 3 exons. The record is from RefSeq and is a predicted model, not a curated record. Lineage: Eukaryota; Fungi; Ascomycota; Eurotiomycetes; Eurotiales; Aspergillaceae.
AUGAGCGCUAAACUGGAAGUCCCCGACGCAUGGGAGGAGGACUGGGAAUCCCAGGCGGAUAAACUAGCGGACAGGCCUACCCCGCCGCCUGAGAAGAAAGUCUCAGCGAAAGUCACAAAAGCCCAGCGCAGGGCACAACAAGUGGAGUUCAAUCGGCAGCUAUGGGCAGAAGCUGAAUCUCCGCAGACAUUCCACUAUGUCGAAGCUCGAGCCGAUGUGCCUCUCAAACAAGACUUUAAACCGGCCGUCACACUUCUUAGCAGGAGACCUCCCAUUGCGACACGCCAAUCAUCAUCUUCCGGCAGAGUCGAUGGAGUAACAGCUGGCCUGGUCCAACUCGGCCUAGACGAUGACGGCGACUCAGACGAAGACUCCAGCAAACGUUCCCAGCCAACCCCGGAAGAACGUCAAGCGAUAGCACUCAAGAACCGAGAGGAGAGGCAACGCAAGUACGAAGAGGCGCGAGAGAGGCUAUUUGGAAGCCCGUCCGCAACCACUUCUGGCAAUUCGUCUCCGGGGAGUACCACCCCACCCCGUCAGAACCAGUCUGGCGAGAACCGAGGGAAAGGCAAAGGCCGGGGCGGCCCGCGGGAUUACAGAGAGAAAAGGGAUUCUUCGUCUGCCUCAAGUAAGUCGAGGCAGCUUUACGAUCCAGCAAGUCCAAACAGGUUGAAUGGGCUGCCUCUACCAAGGCGAGAUCAUCCGCAGGGGGAUCGACAUGAUGCCGACAAGCAAUCUACACCUCAGCAGCCAGUACGAAGCCCUCGGGGUCCUGAUGCAAGCGGAAGGGGUGGUUUUGGAUUUGCCAACAGAGGUGCUCGUGGAGGCUAA